Messenger RNA from Castor canadensis (American beaver), 2910 nucleotides. The record is from RefSeq and is a predicted model, not a curated record. NCBI's taxonomy places the organism in Eukaryota, Metazoa, Chordata, Mammalia, Rodentia, Castoridae.
GACGGCGCGCCAUUGGCUUGUGUGCGGAACUAGAGGAGGGACCAGUGGGGCCGCCAGACUAGGGCGAGCCCGGCGGCGCAGGAGUCCAGCCGGCCCUGCCCUGCCCUGCCCUGCCCUGCCGUGCCCUGCCUACCCCGCGCGGCGGCGCGAUGUGAGGCGUCCCGGGCCGGAGCGUCCGCCCGUACGCCAGCUCCGCGAGCGCGGCGCCCCACGCGCUAGGAACGGCACAGUGAUUCAGGGAGCCCAGGAGAUUUGCUCUGCUUCCAUCGAUGCUCUGUCACCUCCCACAGAUUGUACAACUGAGUCCAGGAAGGCACUCGGCUCAUCUCCAUCUCCAGCGCCCAGUAGUGUCCAGCUCACCGUAGAGGCCAGGCUGAAGAACACCAUGGCAGCCAAGCAGCCCCCUCCUCUCAUGAAGAAGCACAGCCAGACGGACCUCGUGAGCCGCCUGAAGACCCGGAAGAUCCUGGGCGUGGGCGGGGAGGACGAUGAUGGGGAGGUGCACCGCUCUAAGAUCAGCCAGGUCUUAGGCAACGAGCUCAAGUUUGCUAUCCGGGAGCCUUUGGGGCUCAGGGUCUGGCAGUUCCUCUCUGCUGUGCUGUUCUCUGGAAUCGCCAUCAUGGCCCUUGCCUUCCCUGACCAGCUAUAUGAUGCCAUCUUUGACGGAGCAGAGGUCACCAGCAAGACCCCCAUCCGCCUCUAUGGUGGCGCCCUCCUCAGCAUCUCCCUGAUCAUGUGGAAUGCCCUCUACACGGCUGAGAAGGUCAUUAUCCGCUGGACGCUGCUCACGGAAGCCUGCUACUUUGGGGUGCAGUUCUUGGUGGUCACUGCCACGCUAGCCGAGACGGGCCUCGUGUCUCUGGGGACCCUGCUGCUCCUGGCCAGCCGCCUCCUUUUCGUCACUGUCAGCCUUUACUACUAUUACCAAGUCGGCCGGAAACCCAAGAAAGUCUAGCCAGGCCGGGGACCAGCCCGUGCCUGGGCCAGGGUGGCUCUGGGGCCUUGGCUCCCCUUUGGCUCCUGGAAAGCUGGAGACCCUGUCCUGCCCUAGCUGGCCCCAGGCAGGCAGGGGCACUCCUUUCCCUGGGUACUCCAGGACUCUGUGGUUUCCUGGGCAUCCAGGAUCCAGGUGUGACAUGGGGUCUGGGGAGAGACGGGUCACUGCACAACAUUCCUCACCUCACCCAGGCUCAACCCCCCACACCCCUUUCCUGGGCUCCCCUGACAGACACGGACUGGAGAGUGGUGUCCUGUGGGGUCUGGCUUCCUCUACCAGGAAGCCCUUCUCUCCUGAGAGGUCAAGCACCCCACCCCCAGCCAGCUUAGAGCCCAGGCAGCUGGUCUUGGCUUCUGUCUGUAUGGAAGCCGGAGAAUUUCUCCCUGUGCUUCUGCCCUUUUUGUCUGGGUCCUUCAUACAAGCGGGGACUUCUGUACCAGAGCACACAGUGCACACGCACACAUGCACCCCUUCCUACAGCCCGCUGAGGCCUGAUGGUCAGAGGGCAAGCCUCCCUUAGACUUCCUGUAAGAAUGGCUACCUGGAGCCAGACUGGUCCCACCCCAGGCUUGCUCACCUUUGUUCUCCUGGGAAACUCUAGGGUUCUCUGCCUAGAGGCUAACUCCCCCUGGAGUCUCUCCCCUGGUCUGGGGUCAGAGGUCACACCACAGGUCCCCUGAGAGAUGGAUAGGGGCAACCCCACAGGGAGGCUACUUAAGUGGUGAGGCUUGGAGAAGAGGAAAAAAAAGCAGUGGCAUUUCCUUGUCCCUUGGCAUGUCUUCUGAGGCCGAUGUCUUGCCUGGCUCAUCCACCCCUCCCCUCCACACACUCCUGCAACAAUCCCUCCUCCUCUGGACCCCCUGGGCUGCCCCAAUGCUUCCUGGGUAGGGCCUAGUGCCUCUCAAACUCCCCAGGGGAAGUAAACAAGUAGUUCAGCCAGUCUGUUACCUCCCCUCUGCCACCCCCCACAUCCUGCAGAGGCUGAUGGUGGGCUCCUGAGCGGAAGCACCCAGCCUGCCCCACCAGCCUGUGUGGUGUGCCUCCUGUUCCUUUUCCAUCUAGCACUCAUGUGCGCACCUGGGCAUGACUGUCCCGUGUCCUGGGACAGGUGUGCUGAGAAAAGGGGCCUGGAACCCUCACAAAUACAGCAGCUACUUUCUGGCUGAGCAGCGCAGGGAACUGCUCUCCAGGAAGGGCCUGCUGCUCUUUGCUGGCACCUGUCUCUUACCCUGACAUUUGUGCCUCUUCCUGGAGUUCUGCCACCUGCUGCUGAGCCCUAGGCAGGCCGAGCCUGCUACCACCUCCCAAAGACAAUGCCACCUGUGGGUCAUACCUGAGCCCUGUCUGUGUCAGGCCUUGAAGCCUUGGCGGGUCCUCAGAGGGUGACAGAUGGCUUGUUCUCCCAUAGUUGCUGGGCACACUGUGGACUCCCCAGCAGAAAGCUCAAAGUGUGGUCUGGCCCUGGGUAGGACAUUGGUGGGUCAAGCUGGCCCAUCCUCCCCUCCACUGUGGGGUGGGAGGGUGGCCUGGCCUUAUCCUUGGGUGGUGGUGAGGUCACACUGGGACAGGGAUACCCUGCCACGGCUCCUUGGCUAAACUCUUCGGUAAAGCCUGCAGGUGGGGAUGGUGCAAGGUCAGAUCCAGUCUGUGGACUUGUUGCUCAGCAUGGGCAGUGGGGGAGGAAGAUUCAUGUUCGGGAGGAGGCCUGUGACAGGAGAGGGACAGGCACUCAUGUAGGCAGGACCCACCCUGCCUCUGAGCUGGGAAGUCCCGGACAGCCCCUCCCUGCUCCUUGUGCCAAGUGUCCGACCCAGCCCAGCCCAGCCCAGCCCAGAGGUAGGACCACCUUUCUUCACAGUCGGUCACUAUUUAUUCUUCGUUCCUUUUUCUUUUUGUAAGAAACAAUCACAAAA